CCAAAUGUCGCGAGAUUGUUGGACACUUUGAGGAAAGUCCAGCGAACGCUCAGGAAUUAAAUGCACAGCAAGCUGCACAUGGACACAACACGGAAGCACUUGUUCAGGAUGCUCAGACAAGAUGGAACUCCACCCUGGAGAUGAUCAAGCAGAUCCAGAGAAACAAAUCUGUGCUCACCUCCAUCCUGACUGAAAACAGCACGGUGACCAUGCUGACUGACCAGGAGCUUGACAGACUGCAGAAGCUGGAGGAACUACUAGAACCUUGCAGGUAUGUGACCGAACUGCUGGGGGGAGAGCGCUAUGUCUGCUGUUCCAUGGUGCUGCCAGCCUUGCGUCAUUUGUUCUGGGUCAUGGAGCCCUUGGAGGAUGACCCAGUCUACGUUGUGAAGUUUAAGAUGGUUUUUACCACAGACCUAGCUCAGCGGAGGGCCAGCAGCAAUCUCACAUGGCUGAAGAUCGCUACUGCCCUUGAUCCCAGGUUUAAAGACCUCAAGUGUCUUCCCAAAGAUGAAAGAAGAGAGGUGUGGACUCUGGUACACGACCUUCUGAUGGCAGAGACACAAGCACAACAACCAUCUGUCCAGAUAAAAGAGGAACCGUCACCAAAGAAGAGCAAGAUGUCCAUCUUCCUCCUGGGUUCUUCAGAUUCAGAUACAGAGGAGGAGGAAGACUCCAUCGGCCGCUGUCUGGAGCGGUACAAAGGAGGGGGGAGGGCAGCCCAUGGUCUUCUGUGCAGCCUUGACUACACUCUGAAGCCUCGCUCGAUCAAGUAUCUGAUGGAUCCGAGCACAGACACUGUUGGCUCGUGUUCUCCAGCUGAGAUCCAGAUGAACUCCCAGCUGAAUAUGAAGCAACACCUCAGAGAAGAAAACGGCCCCAUGAUCAGACUGAGCAGUCGAGGCAUCGAGGCUGCAGGAUCGCAUCAGAACAGGACAUGUGGGUGCGGUCUGGACAUCAUCUACCCAGGUAAUCCCACAGUUUGA
Molecule: messenger RNA, 986 nt
Organism: Neolamprologus brichardi
Lineage: Eukaryota; Metazoa; Chordata; Actinopteri; Cichliformes; Cichlidae
Source: RefSeq, a predicted model, not a curated record